Molecule: messenger RNA, 1272 nt
Organism: Mercenaria mercenaria
Lineage: Eukaryota; Metazoa; Mollusca; Bivalvia; Venerida; Veneridae
Exons: 1
Coding region: 1-1272 (423 amino acids)
Source: RefSeq, a predicted model, not a curated record
AUGAGAGAACUGGAUCAGAAGAUGAAAGAUAUUGAUGUCGUGAUCAAGAAGGCAACACUACAAGCCAAGGAGUUGGAUUCCUCUUAUGAUAAUGUUAUAAAAGAAAUUAUUAAGUUUCGCAAAGAGAUAAAUGAUCGCUUAGAUCAACUGCAAAAACAAAUUCAGACAGAUGCUGAGAAAAAGACAAUCAAGGAAAAGCAAGCAGUCACGAAUGUGCUUGAUACAUGUACUGCUAUUUCUUCUGAUAUCAAGAAAUUAAAGUCAAGCCUACAAGACAACAAAGACUCACAGCAGAAUGGACAACUUUACAUCACGAUCAAACAAGCAAAAUCCAAACUAAAGUUGGAUGAUCUGAAGAAUGCUCAAGAAUCUUUGGAUCAGACAAACCUUCAACAUAUAUUUGAAAGAAACACAAAAUUAGUGAACCUCUUUAAUAAACAAUAUAUAUUUGGGAAGUUGAGCCGAUCCUCUUCUCUUUUGACUAACAUGGGAGAUAUAAAUGUACAGACAACAUCAGAUAAUAACAAACUUUGGAUCACGGGAUGUGCUGUAUUGUCCUAUAACAAAGUUAUGCUAGUAGAUAGCAAUAACUAUACCCUGAAAGUUGUGGACACACAAAGUAAAGUGGUAAUAGAAGAGAAGACCCUUGAAUCAAGACCAUGGGACAUUUGUAUACUGCCUCUAGACCUUAUUGCAGUGACAAUGCCAGAUCAGAAAAAGAUAUUGAUAAUGGCAACAAAUGGUGACAUUUCAAUCAUUCGCAAAAUUCCAGUUAAAAGAAAAUGUAGAGGUGUGACUUAUCACCAAGGUCACCUCUAUGUGGUUUGUUUAAGUCCUAAUUGCGUGUUUACUGUCGAUACACAAGGAAAUGUCAUUAACACAUUAUCCCUAAAGGACGAGAUAUUUGCCAGCCCGAACUUCAUAUUGCUUAGCCAAGAUGCCAGGCACAUGAACCUCAGUAACUGGGGUAGCAACAGUGUAUCCUGUGUCACAUUACAGGGUGAUAUAUCGGCUGUAUAUAAGCAUAAGGACCUUAGAGAACCAGUGGGAAUGGUGAUGUUAGAUGAUGGAUCAUUGUUGGUGUGCUACUACAACUGCAAUGGCACCAUACAUCAUAUUUCAGGAGACUUGAAGCGAGGUCAGACAAUAUUAGAUGGAUUACAGUACCCACAAUCUAUAUGCUACAAUCGCAAGGAACAAAAUGUCUACAUUGGUGGACUUUGUGAUAAGCUAAAGAUAAAAAAGUUUGGAAUGAAAAAAAAAGAUAUUUGA